GACAAAACCUUGCCUACCGCUGACAGAUUCUUUCGUAUUACUGCCAUUGUCGAGCAAUGCCACCACAAACUACUGACACCGUCCCCGAAGAUGCACCAGAACAUUGCCCCGGAACUGAGAGCGAUCAAGCUGGCAAAGCCGAUGCCUGUGCUGGAUGUCCAAACCAGAAUAUAUGCGCAACAACACCAAAAGGACCAGAUCCAGAUAUUCCUCAUAUCACAAAGCGAAUGGCCACCGUCAAACAUAAAAUCUUAGUCCUCUCCGGCAAAGGAGGUGUAGGCAAGUCUAGCUUUACAUCUCAGCUGGCUUUUGCACUGGCCCAUGACGAAGAUACCCAAGUUGGUGUGAUGGAUGUUGACAUCUGUGGACCAUCUAUUCCAACCAUCAUGGGGCUUGAAGGCGAGCAGAUUCAUCAAACUGGCUCUGGAUGGCAGCCUGUGUUUGUUCAAGAUAAUCUGGCCGUCAUGAGUAUCGGUUUUAUGCUUCCUGACAAAGACGACGCUGUUAUCUGGCGUGGACCCAAAAAGAACGGGCUGAUUAAGCAAUUUUUGCGAGAUGUCGAUUGGCAGGAGCUGGACUUCUUGCUGGUAGAUACACCUCCGGGCACAUCUGAUGAGCACUUAUCCGUGACACAAUAUCUCAAAGAGAGCGGAAUCGAUGGUGCCAUUGUCAUAACGACUCCGCAAGAAGUUGCAUUACAAGACGUACGAAAGGAAAUUGAUUUCUGUCGCAAGGUUAAGAUUCCUAUCAUUGGCGUGGUUGAAAACAUGUCCGGCUUUGUGUGUCCCAACUGCAAAGGCGAAUCAACGAUCUUCCCGCCAACCACUGGUGGAGCUGAGAAGAUGUCAGAGGAGAUGAAUGUCAGAUUCUUAGGUCGAAUUCCAUUGGAUCCCCGAAUAGCCAAGAGCUGUGAUAUGGGAGUAUCGUUCUUAGAUGAAUAUCCCGAGUCACCGGCUUGCGCAGCUUAUGACCAUGUCAUUGACCGUAAGUACUACAAUUGAUUCUACCCGAAUACUUUAUGGAACAUUAAUUGAUGGUUAUAUUACAGAAAUCCGAGCUCAGUUUGAGUGAGUUUUGCUAUUGUACAG
This is a messenger RNA of Umbelopsis ramanniana AG, 1088 nucleotides long. RefSeq lists its product as uncharacterized. The record is from RefSeq and is a predicted model, not a curated record. The transcript has 3 exons. NCBI's taxonomy places the organism in Eukaryota, Fungi, Mucoromycota, Umbelopsidomycetes, Umbelopsidales, Umbelopsidaceae. Gene Ontology annotation, cellular component: cytosol. The coding region runs from base 57 to 1001 and encodes 314 amino acids. Gene Ontology annotation, molecular function: ATP binding; 4 iron, 4 sulfur cluster binding; ATP-dependent FeS chaperone activity. Gene Ontology annotation, biological process: iron-sulfur cluster assembly.